Paramacrobiotus metropolitanus is the source of this 1842-nucleotide messenger RNA. Its product is annotated as solute carrier family 2, facilitated glucose transporter member 1-like. The transcript has a single exon. Gene Ontology annotation, molecular function: hexose transmembrane transporter activity. Bases 105 to 1679 code for a protein of 524 amino acids. The record is from RefSeq and is a predicted model, not a curated record. Gene Ontology annotation, biological process: monosaccharide transmembrane transport. NCBI's taxonomy places the organism in Eukaryota, Metazoa, Tardigrada, Eutardigrada, Parachela, Macrobiotidae. Gene Ontology annotation, cellular component: membrane.
ACUCAAAAGUCAAGCUUCCGCUUAAACUGGUGUUAACGCUAUUUCCGUCUUGUUUGUUUUUCACGCGCAGUGAUCCGUAAGCAAGAAAAAGCAUCAAAAUUAUCAUGUUUGAACACAGCCACCUUACUUUCCGCUUAGCCCUGGCCUUACUGGCCGCCACCUUUGGGACCUGGUUCACGCACAGUUUCAGCAUGUCGGCUCUCAACGUUCCGCAGUUUAUCGUGCAGAACUGGAUCCGCUCCGUCAAAUGCCAUCGUUUCGGUGGCAUUUUCCGCGGCAACUAUAUCACCGGCAAUUUAACCAACGCCGAUUACUUCACCAACGCCACUGCCGAUCCUACCCUGGCGCUGUGGUGUAGCGCCAUCCCAUCUCAACAAAAAGCGCGGGUGCUGAGUGAUAACACGGAACUGAACACCCUGUGGGCGUUGUUUUCCUCCAUGUUGUGCGUCGGCGCCCUCUUCGGGACGCUGCUGACCAAUCCCCUGAUCCGCUGCGUCGGGGUCAAACGGUCUCUGAUGUGCGGAGCUGUGGUGCUGGCCGCCGGUUGCGUCAUGUGUUCGUUCGCACCACUGGCGGCAGCGUGGGAGCUCUUUCUCGUCGGACGGAUUGUCAUAGGACUGGGAAUCGGGGUGGGCUCCGUGGUAGCCCCUGUCUAUACGGCGGAGAUCACCCCUCCGGACCUGCGGGGUGCCGCUGGAACCCUACCGCCGAUUAUGUACGUGCUGGGAUUAAUCGCCACCACGGCAAUCGGAUUCCCGUCGGCGCUGGGGACGGAAACGGGGUGGCCGUGGUUGGUCAGCGUUGUACUUAUCCCGGUGGCGGUGUCCUGUAUUGCGCUUCCAUUUUGCCCGGAGAGCCCGCGGUAUCUUUACAUGGAGAAUAACGAUGUGCAGCAUGCCACGGCAGCGCUGGCAUGGUUUCGUGGCACCUCCGACAUCCAGGACGAAAUCGAGCAGAUGCACAUGGAAGUUAACCACAUGAAAGGAAUGCGGAAGGUGUCGGUGUGGGGCCUCUUCACCGAUCCGUACCUGCGGAAAAUCACCGUCCUGACCGCCGUCCCCAUGCUGGUCCACCAGUUCUGCGGAUUCCAGUGCGUGAUUUUCUAUUCCACGUCCAUCUUCGACAGCGUGGGACUGCGACAGUUGUAUUCCGUAUACGCCACGAUGGGCGUCUGGUGCUGCUACUUCGCCUCGUUAUUCAUCUCGAUGUUCCUGGUGGACCGGUUGGGACGCCGGACAUUGCUGCUGAUCAGCCAGUGCGGGAUGAUCGUCGCCCUUAUCCUCUUUGUUAUUUUUGCUAGUAUAACGGAGAGCGGUGUCGAGGGAACGGAGUAUGGAAGUGCAGCGUGUCUGCCGUUCUUUAUUGUGUGCUUUGCGCUGGGCUCGGCGGCAAUUCCCUGGAUCCUCCCCGGGGAACUGUUUCCACAGGAGGCCCAUAGCUCCGCGGCCAGCUUUACUGCGUCAGUGUGUUGGGCGUCCGCCAUCCUGACGACCUUUUUGUUCCCGAUUGUGCAGCAUGCGGCGAAGCAGUACACGUUUCUGAUUUUUGCCGGUUUGGUCAUUCUGGGAACAGUGCAUGUGGCCUGGAAGUUGCCGGAAACUAAAGGAAAAACUAUUGAUGAGAUACAGACAUAUUUGCAUGAUGAAAGACUUAUUAGCGAGCAUGCGUUGCAUGAGUGAACGGCGCGCAACGCCCUGAGGGAAAACUGCGCUCGAUGCAUCUUUACUGAAAAGAACGGUUUUGCAAUAGGAGUCAAUGCUCCGUAGCAACGUUUGUCAUACAGUUUGCCUUUGUACCACUUUGCUGCUUUGUGGCAGCAGCCUGAAAAUUAAAGCGAUGGAA